Molecule: messenger RNA, 699 nt
Organism: Geosmithia morbida
Lineage: Eukaryota; Fungi; Ascomycota; Sordariomycetes; Hypocreales; Bionectriaceae
Exons: 2
Coding region: 1-699 (232 amino acids)
Source: RefSeq, a predicted model, not a curated record
AUGGCAGUCGGUGGCCCACAACAACAUAAUAUUCCUGCAGAGAUCGUGCCAUCUCAAUCGCCAAUGCGGCAAAUACAAGAUGUACAUUCACGUCUGUCGAUGAACACAUCUGGGCGCAUCACCCUGGGGUCAGCCAUGGCGGCUGCAGUCGGCCUGUCGCUUGGGGCUACGCAGGGUGGACAGACGGCGCAGCUUCGAUUCCGGGCCGAGCACGCCCACAAAAUGCCCGACUCAACCACGGGCUGGUACCUGUAUCACAAGACCAAGAACUACCACACCAUGUACGGCGGUGUCCGUGAGGGAGUCCGCAUGGGAAUCCGCACGGGCUUCUGGAGCUUCUUGGCCUUGUCGCUCGAGAGCACAGUUGACCGGUGCCGUGGUGCUAGUGACAUGUUCUCAACCAUUAUCGCGUCGCUGACUGUGGCUGGCGCUUUCUCCUUAUGGCAUCGCUUUCCGAUAACGACGGCAGCUCGGACGGCACGCUCAGGUUUCCUAUUUGGCCUCGUGUAUGGAAGUGUGCAGGAUAUACUCGGCCUAGCCCAGGGCAGACCAGUCGGGUACAUUGAGUUUUUCCGGAGGAGGCGGGGGGGAGCAGCAGAGUCAGGCCCCGGUUCACAGACCGCCCCCGCAAAAACUGGGCAUGACAAUAUAUCUGUGUCUGCCGGAGAGACUCUGAGUACCCGUAGUCAAGGCAGAUGA